Molecule: messenger RNA, 2209 nt
Organism: Labrus bergylta (ballan wrasse)
Lineage: Eukaryota; Metazoa; Chordata; Actinopteri; Labriformes; Labridae
Gene: nudt5
Product: nudix (nucleoside diphosphate linked moiety X)-type motif 5
Biological process (GO): ribose phosphate metabolic process; nucleoside phosphate metabolic process
Cellular component (GO): nucleus
Molecular function (GO): ADP-ribose diphosphatase activity
Source: RefSeq, a predicted model, not a curated record
GUUUUCAGUACCCGGACGUAGUGGCAAAGUGACAUCUCUGUGCGAAUAUACCAUCUAGGCUUCCACUUUACAUUCGGUUGGGAUUUCACUUGUCCACAUUUUAAACAUGAGCAACCCAGAGGAGCCCAAAGUGACCGCUGCUCCACACAUAGUGAAAGAGGAGCCCAUCGCAGCAGGAAAAUGGCUGCAGCUGGAGAAGACCACAUACAUGGACCCUUCCGGAAACGUCAGGACGUGGGAGACGGUGAAGAGGACAACGAGACGAGCCAACACAGAAGCAGACGGUGUUGGAAUUAUCGCCCUGCUGAAGCGGACGCUCCACAAAGACUGCGUGGUGAUGGUGAAGCAGUUUCGUCCUCCGAUGGGAUGCUACACUCUGGAGUUUCCUGCAGGCUUGAUCGAUGAGGGCGAGAGUGCCGAGGUUGCUGCACUGAGGGAGCUAAAAGAAGAAACUGGCUACAAAGGAGAAGUUGUGGGAGUCACUCCAGUGACCUGUCUUGACCCCGGUUUGUCUAACUGCACCACCCAGAUGGUCAUGGUGAACAUCAACGGAGAUGAAGGGGAGAAUAUCAACCCGACACAGCAGCUCGGUGAUGGAGAGUUCGUCGAAGUCGUUCUUUUAGCUCUCGAUGAGUUCCAGCAGAAAAUCGACCACCUCCUCGAGAAAGAAAAAAUCGUGGUGGAUGCCAAAGUAUACAUCUUUGCCAUGGGGAUGGUUCAGGCCUUCUUUAAGCCGAGGGAGCUCCCGGUCCUGAAGCAGUGAUGCACAACAUUCAGGAUGUGACUGUUACAGAGGGCUCCUACGUAAGACUGGGGGGGGGGGAAAAAACUGGUGUUAAAAAGGAGAAAGUAAUUCCGCACUGUAAUAACGUGUUUUAAAAAAAAGUUGUUGCACUGUGGUUUUGAGUGCUACCUAACCUCUAAUUUUAGUGUUUGUUACACCAUCCGUAGGGUGUCCCAAAAAAAAAAAACUGUGAACACAUAAAUCUGAAUCAAAUGAUGGAAUGAUGGUGAAAAAAAACCCGCUGAAUUUAGGAGCUAAACGAAUGAAGGAGCUCGGUUUACACUAGAUGUGGAACUGCUUAUUGUCUGAAACAUAGGACAGUUUCUGGGUGUCAGUUCAAGGCACACUUAACGCAGGAUGUGCGCCAGGCUUUAGCUGGAUUCAUUUACCCUAAGUCAGUGGUUCUCAACUGGUCCAGCCUCAGGACUCACCAAAUACUCCUUCAUGAGAAAAUGGCAACCCUAAUGUCUUUUUUUUUUUUUUUUUUCAAUCAAUCAGAUUUGUUUAAAGAAAAAUUGUGCAGUACCUCAGACAGUACAAAACAUGAUAGAGCAAAGAAACUGAAUGAAACAAACUUGUGCUUUAUAGACUUUUUCACCGCAUUUUUCUUCCAAGCACAAAUUCACGACCCACUGAAAACGGCUCCGCGACCCACCAGUUGAGAACCACUGCCCUAAGUGACAAAAAACUCAUUUCCAGGUUUUUUUUUAUUGAGAUUACAAGGUGUGCUAGUGAAUUGCAAUAUGCUGUCAUUUUUAUCUAGUGAUUGUGACACAUUCCUUUACCAUUUCCUGUUCUAACUUUUUUUUACUGCUCUUUGGGAGAGAGACUAGAAUUCCUGUUUUGAGCCUUCUGGGAUUCACCUUAGAGUUCUGACUUUGCAUAGGAAAGAAACUCAGCCAAAAAAAAAACCCUAAUUUGGACCAUGUUUAAAAUCUGUGUGUUUAAAGUUGGAUUUCUGAGAACAUGUCAGCACUUUCUUGAUCUGUAAGAAGCAUUUUACUGGAUUUGAAAGUAAAAGUUCCGAUGUUACCUGAAGCCUUUUCUAUAACAGAGAGGUCCAUCAACCCACAGGAAGCCAGAAACAGCUGAAUUGUUUUUUUUAAUCUAAAGGCUUCUCAUGUCCAAAUGAAUUAGACCACUAACUUUAGAGGACAUGGAAGAGCCAUUAGUCACAAAUAACUGGUACACAGUGAUAACAGUUCCAGUACUAGGCUGAUAUACUAACAGUGUUAACAGUUUGAGGAAGUUGAUUUUUGCCGAAUAACUCGACUGUAAUGUACGACAGAGGUACUGUUUUGGUAACCCGUUAAUAGAAAAUAUUUCAUGCUGUGCCACAAACCGUGUGAUGGUGCAAUAACUUGACAUGGAUGUUGUAGAUUUAGAAAUAACGGACCAAUAAAGUUAAUACAACCUUUGCUUUUA